AUGUCAUCGUCCAGGGACGACGCCUGGAUGGGGCUCGCCCUUGAGGAGCUGCUGAACGGUCUCCAGAUGGGGCAUCGCCCCCAACCUUCACCCCUCACGCCACUCAGUGUGGCCGGAAUCCGCAGACGAAUCCCGUCCGCGGAGCAGGUAGACGUCCCGCCGGAUCACCGCUUCGGCCCAAUACGGGUGGACACCACCCCGCCACGACCACGGCCAGCCGAGGCCGCCCGCACGCCUGCCGACCAGGGCAAGCAGCCAAACACGGAUCAGGGGCCGCCGCCUUUGGUCCCGCUACACACGACCCGGGCUCCAUCAACUCAGACCACCCAGAAGCAGACCACAGGAGGGAGGCCAUCACCACGGGCAGCGCCACAGACAGCCGGCCCGUCGACGCGUCCGCACACUGGCCAGUUGUCCACGACGCCUACCGGCAACCAGGGGCAGCCCCCACGGGCAGCACCUCGAGCAACCGCUCCAUCAACGCGCCCGCACACCGGCCGGGCCGCCACGACAACGUCUACCGGCCACGUCACCCCAUCACCACGAGCGACGCCGCGAGCUGCCCUCGCUUCGGCACGCGCACGCACCGGCCCGACCCCUACAGCGCCUGGGACACGCGCAGUCCAGGCCAUAGCACCGCUGGUCCCGUCAGGGGCUCCAGCGGCACCGGACCCAGACGUCGAGGUGGAAGCGGCGCUACGAGAGUGCCUUGGCGACCUUCCACCCGACAUACUGGAGGAGAUGGCCCGCGGGGCAGAAGGAUUAGAUCUGGAGGACCUCUUCGGGGAGUCCCCCGACGAGGACGGGGUAGAGCUCCCAACGCGCCCUGCCUCCAAUCAAUCCACCGACGAGCCAAGGACCCCGUCACCUCAAAUCCAGCCGGACUAUGAGGAGAUCUCCAGCGACGAGGGAGUGGCGGCCGAGAUCAUCCAGAUCUCAGACUCCGACGACGCCGAGCCAAGCUUCAGACCGCCGGGCACCCCGCCUCCGGCGUACGAGGAUAUUUUCGGGCCAGGCCCUUACGCUACCAGCUGCCCGAUACCCACUUGCGCGGCCUCAACGCCGAGCCAGUCACCGCCAACCACGUCACUGGCCCGACGCAGGGCCGAGGAGCUGAGUGACGAGCUGGGCUCGUCUUCCGCCGGGCCGGUUCAGCCAACAAACCCGGAGCCACGUUCGGCCAGGGACCGGCCACCCACACCAGCACCAGCACGCCGAGGCCGCCGACGGAGCGCGCCCUGGGCGGAUAGUCCCAGCGGAUCCUCGUCCGAGGAGGAGUUACCACGCGAUCGCCAGGGUCACGCCCGCUGGCUACCAGUUCCCGACGGCUGGAGCACGCCCAACGGCACGCUACCCGCCGGGCUCAUCCGGAGGAUCCAGCAGCGACUCCUAAUCGCCAGACGGAGGGCCCGGCGCUAUCUAGAGGAGGAGCAGGGUCAGCGAUUCCGGGUGCAGUUGAAUCGGGACGACCACGUCCGGGUCUUCCUACACCCCACCCGGAAGUGA
Molecule: messenger RNA, 1506 nt
Organism: Drosophila kikkawai
Lineage: Eukaryota; Metazoa; Arthropoda; Insecta; Diptera; Drosophilidae
Source: RefSeq, a predicted model, not a curated record